Messenger RNA from Hibiscus syriacus, 1309 nucleotides. RefSeq lists its product as uncharacterized. The record is from RefSeq and is a predicted model, not a curated record. Lineage: Eukaryota; Viridiplantae; Streptophyta; Magnoliopsida; Malvales; Malvaceae. Bases 5 to 1294 code for a protein of 429 amino acids. The transcript is spliced from 7 exons.
UAAAAUGACAAAACUGAGUAUUUCCAGUCUUUUCUUGAUGCUGGUUUUGUCAUAUUUGAGUGAUGGAGCAAUUGGAAAAGUUAAUUUGAAAGAAGUUGAUCGGAAAUUAAAGCAGCUUAACAAGCCUGCAGUGAAGACCAUACAGAGUGAAGAUGGAGAUAUUAUCGACUGUGUUGAUAUCUACAAACAACCUGCUUUUGAUCACCCUGCGUUGAAGAAUCAUGUUAUCCAGAUGAAACCCAAUUUUGAUGUCAAAGAAGAGAAACCAAGCACGACGGCCGAGUCAUCGAAGCUAGUGGUGUCUCAAACAUGGCGACGAAGUGGAAGCUGUCCAGAAGGAACUGUUCCUAUUCGAAGAAUUCGAAGGGAGGACUUGCUGAGAACGAAUUCCAUCGACCGAUUCGGAAGAAAACCACAAGAAAUUGUUGUCUCUAAAUCAAACACCACAAAUCAGAUAGAUGGUCACUCUCCAUUUAUUAACAACACUAAACUGAGUUUUCCUACAAUGGCGAAUAGAUCCGCUGCAGUUCUUGUUACAGUUGGAUACAAUUACAUAGGAGCCAAAGCAGAUAUCAAUGUUUGGAAUCCACAAGUCGAAGCAAACGAUGAAUUCACCACGGCUCAGAUCUGGCUUAAAGCUGGCCCUGGUGAUAAUUUUGAAAGCCUGGAAUCUGGAUGGACGGUAAACCCACAUUUAUAUGGUGACAGAAGGACCAGAUUCUUUGCACACUGGACAAAAGAUUCAUACAAAACAACAGGUUGUUUUGACCUCACUUGCAGUGGCUUCGUUCUAACAGGCACUGAAAUCACCCUUGGAGGAGCCAUUGAUCACAUCUCCAGUCACUUUGGUCAACAGUAUAAAAUAACAGUAGGCAUAUACAUGUACAGUUUAAUGGUUGAUUUUCAGGAUCCUAAAACAAGCAAUUGGUGGCUAAAAUAUGGGAGCGAUAUACCAGUAGGGUAUUGGCCAGCAGCAACCCUAAUGUCUUACUUGAAACAUAGUUCGACAUUGGUGGAAUGGGGUGGACAAGUUUACAGCCCGAACGUGAAGAAAAAGCCUCAUACGAGGACCGCCAUGGGAAGUGGAGACUUUGCUUCGGGUUUAUUUGGGAAUGCAUGUUUCAUACGAAAUCCUAACAUUGUGGAUUACUCGUUGGCUCUCAAAUAUCCAGAGUGGGUGGGCGCUUGGGCCGAUGAAGCUUACUGCUACUCUGCUUAUAAUUACCAGAAAAGUUAUGGAACUUUGCCAGUUUUUUACUUUGGGGGACCUGGUCAGAACCAUAAUUGUCCCUGAGUUCAACAAUAUUUU